AAACUGAAGUCAUCAAACGACGUUGUUUAACCAGUGCUAAAACCUCUUCCUCACCUGAGGCAAUUUAAACCUCACUGCUAAACCCUAAUCAAUUCCAUUUUUGUUUUGAUUGAUUUCAAAUUGAUAAAUAUCAACCAUUCAUUUCAGCAAUUCAGGUUUAUUUCUCUUUUAAUUUCAUUCAUUGCAGUAGUAACUAUGAGGGAGAUAGUGACAGUCCAAGUCGGAGACUUCGCCAAUUUUAUCGGCUCCCAUUUUUGGAACUUUCAGGAUGAGUUGCUGGGUUUGGCCGCUGAUCCUGGUAGUAAUCCAUUAUUUAAGAAUCAUAAUCAGUACCUUAACAUGGAUGUGCUUUAUCGAAAUGGCGAGACGCAACAGGGGACCCUUACAUAUACUCCCCGUGUAGUUUCUAUAAACCAUCAAGGGUCCCUAGGAUCAUUGAGUUCACAGGGUGCAUUAUACAAGGAAGGGCCAUCAGCUUCAUCAGCAGUUACCACAUGGACAGGCAACAUUUCCACUCAUGCAUCUGAGCCUUCAAAGAAGAAUUUGUUCUUGCAAAGUUUGGAUGAGGAAGAGCGGGGGAAUUUGAAAUGCAGUGGUAGCAACAAGGGGAAUACUGCUACACAAUCAGAAAUCCAAAAUCAGGAUAUAGUUGGAUGUUUAGAAAAUGGAGUCCAGUAUUGGACAGAUUUCUCAAAAGUGCAUUAUCAUCCGCAAAGUUUAUAUGAAUUAAGUGGAUUAUGGAUGGAUACUGAGAAAUUUGACAAUUUUGGAGCUGGAAGAGAUAUUUUCUCUGGGGGUUUACGAGGGGAAGAGAUAAGUGAGAGGCUGCGAUUUUUUGUAGAAGAAUGUGACUAUAUUCAGGGUUUUCAAUUCAUUGUUGAUGAUGCUGGAGGUUUCUCUGCUCUGGCUGCAGAUUUUUUGGAGAAUAUUGCGGAUGAGUACAGUAAUACACCGGUUUUGCUCUAUUCUGUUAGAGGUCCUGGUUCCCAUAUGAACACAAGAAGUCAGAAGCAAUCAAUUUCCAGGAAUAUUCAUGAUGCAGUUUCGUUUUCAAGACUGUCAUCCUUCUGUAGAAUGAUCAUUCCAGUUGGUUUACCGUUUCUUAGUAGAAGUGAAGCUUCGAAAUAUCUCUGCAUAGAAGACGAGAAGCCAUACCACUGCAGUGCAGUAUAUGCUGCUGCUGUACACUCUCUUAGCCUUCCCUUCCGAAUGGAAUCUAUGGGACCCACUGCAGACUCUAGUUAUUUUUCUGGUGGUAUGGAUAUUUAUGAACUUGUACACACCUUAACCACGCAAGGUAGACAGAAUAUGGCAAUUACUCUGGACGUUGCAAUGCCAGUGCAUCCUUUGGCACUAUCAGGGAAAAAAGAUGAGCAGUAUUUUCUACAAAACUUGCAUUCAUUGACUCCUCAGAUAGCAGAAGUGGAAGAUUUGCAAGCUGUGGAAUCCUUGACUGUUCAUGGAGCCUUCUCAUCAGGGGGUCGUCAAGCUUCUGUUUGUGAAGUAACAGAUACAGUUGAUGAGGCUUAUGAACAUGCAUUAAUGAGGCCAAAAUUUUCCCAUCUAUCUGUCGCUGUUUGCCCUCUUCCUAUACCCUUGCCAUUUCCUUCAAUCUUCAGCAAUAAGGUUGGCCAGCAUGGCGAGCUCUUGAGCAGUCCAGUUGCAGGGUCCACGUCAAGGGGAUCACUUGACGUCCACUCAAUCCCAAUGGCAGCUAGACUCCGUUCAAGCAAGGUGAUCCUGCCAUUUCUGGAGAAUAGACUGUUAAAUCUUCGGAAAUACGGAAUCGAGCGGGGAGCACCGGGCACUGAGUUACUCAGGAGCUGGGGAUUUGCAAAAGAGGAAUUAGAAGAAAUGGAAGAAAACAUAUACAAAAUGGUUACAACACUUGAUGAUCGUUAUCAGGGUUCCUCGGACUCGGAAUGAGUUAUGAGAAUGGUGGGAGCUAUUUACUCAAUUGCAUCAGAUUAUGCUGCCUAUUCCGAUUGUUGUUGUUGAUGUGGUCGAUUAUCUUUAUCAUCGGCGGACCUGCAUAAAAUCGUAGGCAAACAAUUACCUAGCUCAUAAAUUUAAAAUUUUGAUAAUAAUUUGAGACUAAUUGAUUCCGAUGGUGCUC
Mercurialis annua (annual mercury) is the source of this 2116-nucleotide messenger RNA. RefSeq lists its product as uncharacterized. The record is from RefSeq and is a predicted model, not a curated record. Gene Ontology annotation, cellular component: cytoplasm. The transcript has 10 exons. Lineage: Eukaryota; Viridiplantae; Streptophyta; Magnoliopsida; Malpighiales; Euphorbiaceae. Bases 196 to 1926 code for a protein of 576 amino acids.